AGAAACGCAUUUACUCUCAUCUCGUCGUCAUCAGCAUCCGUUGCCAGAAGGGAUUUCUGCUCCGCUUUCAACCUCCUCUUUCAAAUAGCAAUUUCAUCCUGCACUAUCUCGCAAUUGUAUACUUCGUUGGUUAGCUCGUACUCGGUGCUGUCCAUAGAAGCAGAACACGUCGCCCGUGCGAGGGGGGUGGCAGACUGUGUUGAAACUAUCGCCGCACUACUUCUUACCUUUAGUUGGCCAGCGAAACCGUGAUAGUUCAUUAUUUAUGACGGCAUAUGUGCGUUAUAUGCACAUAGGUGAGAAGUAACGGGUAUCCCAAAUGUCGGAUUAAAUUACCAUACAUACACUAUAUCGGUAAAAAUAUCCAUUACUCUGGAAAAGGGUUACGUUUUAUAGUAAAAAAUACCAACUGAUUGGAAAUAAUACGCUGAAAUAGAGUGAAACAAAAAAGACACCUGAGAAGCAACCGAGAGCCGCGACACACGAGAUCCUCUCCUCAAACUAAUUAGCCAGAUCUCAUCAAUUAGCCCUCUCACCUGUGUUUAAAAAAGUUGACGCAAAUGCAAUUUUCAAUUCUAAUUAAUAUAUAAUUCAUUGCAAACUGGGCAAAUAGCCCAGCACUCGUGUAAAAAAGCAGGUUUUUGUUGGAGGAUGUGUAUCUGGGUCCACAUUAUAUUAUAAAACGAGGCAAGUCGAGAUUAACCAAGCGAAACAGCACCACCACUUUAAGCCGAGAGCACUUUUUCUCCUCUUUCUCCCCGUCUGCUCACCAUUUGGUCUCUGAGCUCACGUCCGUGAGGAUCGCUUGGCUCGCGUUGGAUCGUCUCAAAGUCUCAAGCUGCCCAAGGUACUCGGAAUCUUCAAGUUUAAUUGGACAUCUAAUACCAUUUAAGGGAAUGUUUCCAAAUUCUUGACUACUAUUUCCUAAAUACUACUAAAAUUGACAGGCUAAGCUUCCAGAGAAGAAGAUAUCCUUUAAAAAUCAAGCGGAAACGUUCAAAAUUGGAAGACUAAAAAAGAGAAAGUCGAACUGCUCCUCUGUCCCGAGUUGGGCAUUGUACGGGGUCAAAAUUGAGAAUCCACUGAAUCUCUGCAAGUCUGCCCGGAUGGACAGGAAGCCGAUCAUUCCAAAGCCAAUUGUGAUGGAGUCGUCUCCAGUCUGUCCCAAGCGACACUUGUCACCAACUGGGUCUCCCAUCUCGCCAACGGGGCUGUCAAAUUCAUCUUCGUCCCCAACUCCGCCGGUGGCUGCUGCCUUAGCAUUCUCCAACAACUCGAAAAAUUCAGGAAUCAAAAGCGGAAGUCCAAUCAUUCCAGGAAUCCCCUGCAUCGCUGCAGCCUCUAAGAGCACUGCCCCUGUGCACAUCGACGUAGGUGGCGUAAUAUACACCUCAUCACUGGAAACACUAACGAGAUUUGCAGACUCUCGACUGUCAAAGAUGUUUAAUGGAAGUAUUCCAAUUGUACUCGACAGCUUAAAACAACACUACUUUAUUGACAGGGACGGGAAAAUGUUCAGACACAUCUUGAAUUUCAUGAGGACCAACAAGCUGCUAAUCCCGUUGGAUUUUCCAUUCGUGGAUCUACUGUAUGAGGAGGCUACAUACUUUGAAAUAGAAGAGCUCUGCAGCCAACUGGAACAAUUAAAGAAAGAACAGUCCUCUCUCGACGGCUCGCCAUCCAACACCACCAUCAAGUCUGUCAGCAGCAAUAACAAUUGCUCCAGUAAUAAUCAUAACAGUCCCGUGCGAGAUGAGCAUGGUGGAACGAAGGGGAGUGGAAAGCUGAGUCGGCUGGGGAGGUUAACAAACCACUUUGUGGAGGAAAUGAUAACCGCGGAUGAUUCUGAAGAUAACCAGCAGCAAGAGGGAAACUCUGGGGGUUUAGAAUGGGAGGUCCUGGCGUUAAACAUCAGUCCCGAUUUGGGUGAGAGAGUGAUGCUGUCCGGGGAAAGGUCGCUGAUUGAGGAAUCCUUCCCAGCCACGGGACAUGCUGUGAUGGAUGCUCGAACCAGCGUGGCGUGGCAUCACGAUGCCCGCCAUGUGAUUAGAUUCCCUCUCAACGGGUACUGCAAACUGAAUUCGGUGCAAGCCAUUACCCGCCUACUUAAUAUGGGAUAUCGCAUAGCUGCCAGUCACGGAGGUGGUGUCGACAGUCAACAAUUUUCAGAAUAUCUAUUCAUCCGCAAAGCCCUUCCAAUGUAGUCACUUUAUUCAGAACCCAGUUUUUGUUGCUGUUCUACUCUCAUUCAAUACAUCGCUUCAUCUGACGAAUCAUCAACUCUUGAUCUCGUCAGAAUUGUCUCACAAUUGUUCAUGUUAUUAGGAGCUUACACAGAAUUGACAAGAUGCCUCACACAAAAACAUCCAUCUUUUUACGUUUGCAUGUUCCAAAGUGAAUUAUCCGUGCAUUUUUUUGACACAGUAUUUCUUGUGUAUUUAAAUGCUGGAUUAUUUAGUUAGCAAUCUUACUGUAGGAAGUUUUACAAAUCUUAAUCGCAACACUAUUUUGUUGUGUUGCUGUACCUGUUAUGCUGCUGCAUUAGAUAUUUAGAUACAUGUUAUAAGUUAUUGCUUGCGAUGUGUGCAUGUUUUAUCCGAUAGUACACAAGUAUUAUAGUGUUUAAGCGUGAGUUAAUUACAUACGAAGUAAAAAUUAACUAUUUAUAUGUUGUAAGUUGAUCUCGUGUUUCCUUCAGCUAUGAAGACGUACAUUUCAUAUUAAUCAUAACAAUUUUACAAUAAAAUGUGCUAAAUUUCUGCCGUAGCAAUCUUAAUAAAGAUCAUCAAUUGCCAA
Folsomia candida is the source of this 2796-nucleotide messenger RNA. RefSeq names its product BTB/POZ domain-containing protein kctd15 (gene twz). Gene Ontology annotation, biological process: protein homooligomerization. The record is from RefSeq and is a predicted model, not a curated record. Lineage: Eukaryota; Metazoa; Arthropoda; Collembola; Entomobryomorpha; Isotomidae. Gene Ontology annotation, molecular function: protein binding. The transcript has 10 exons. The coding region runs from base 1107 to 2204 and encodes 365 amino acids.